AUGAGAGCAAGCGGAAUUCAAUGGGAUGUUAGUGACGACGGCGUGCCCCCGCGCCAAGGAUUGUUGUCACGGUCUUCCAAUGAAAAGUACCCAUCCCUUUCAGAGAGAGUAUUUCUGCUUUAUAAUGGAGCCAACGGUGACGCUGAAUUUGACAUCGUUCUGCUGCACGGGCUUGGGAGUGGUGAGUUUAAGUGUUGGACGAACAAAGAGGGCCUUCUUUGGCCAGCGGCUUUUCUCCCACAGGAGUUUCCGAGAUGUCGCAUUCUCUCCGCCGGCUAUACACACGCUCUCUGGCGGUGGCAAUCAUUUGAAAAAAUGAAGGAAAAAGAGGUGGAGGAAAUGGGGCAGCAAGAAGACGGAUGGGCCGCCAGUUCCAUUCGGCGAUGGGUAGCAGAGGCGAUACAAGGGAAAUAUCCUUCCUCUGCACCCGAAACAGGCGGCACUAACCAUAGGAAGGAUAGUGAAGACCCUCAAGGUUCCUUAUUUGACGAAAUAGUGCCUUCAACUGCGGCCUCAUCAAGUGAGGACGAAAUACAGACGUUGGAGCAGUGUGCCGCGGAUCUUGCGGAGCGACUUCUCUCCGAUGCGGUGGGUGUCGGUAGAAGACCACUCGUCUUUAUCGCUUACUCUUUUGGUGGUUUGGUGAUUAAACAAAUGAUUAUACUAGCGGCCAAGGUGGUGAAUUUGCACCACGCUGAAAAGAGAACCAAAGUGGAUGAGGAGGGAAAAGGUUAUCAUGGUUCUGGGUUAUCAGAAGAAUUAUUUCUGCGUUCUAUAAGGGGCAUUGUGUUUUACGCCACACCGCAUUUUGGCUCCCCCAUUGCAAGUGCCGUGACGGGACUGAAACGGUAUUAUCAGACCACAGGUGGUCCUUCUCCUUCUGAACUAGUCACCACUCUAGGCGACCACAACCGAGAACAGUUGCAGAGUUUAAAUGAACAAUUUUUCCAUGUGAUUGAACGAUGCAGUGACAUUGGGUACGUCCGUGUUCUCUCCUUUGGCGAAACACGACGCUUGAAUGGCGUUUUCCGCAUCGUGGAGCCAGAGUCUGCCAAUCCUGCACCGGACGAUCCUCGUUUUCCGUUCUAUCUUGUUGAUGCUGAUCAUACCGGUGUCCAUCGACCAAUAUCAAAGGAGCAGCCGAGCUACACGAUUUUGUUUGGUUUUAUCAAGCGCAUGCAUCGGACCGGAUUGCUUUUUUCCAAUGGAAUAAAAAACGCGGUUACUAUCUCACGGGGGGAACAGAUGCUGCACGACGGCAAAACCCUUGAAAAAGAGGCUGCAAUAGUGGAGGAACCGUUUCUUAAAGGCGUUUCUAUUUCCAAUCAUGAGAGUAAGGAAGCGCUUGAAAUGCGUAUGCUUCUUGGUUUGCUGAACCACUCGGUGCGGCGGAUCCGAACGCAUUCCACGACACUUUUUGGCUACAUGAUGCCCAUGCAGUUGAACAAACUUCUGGCUUUGGCAAAGGACAUAGUUGACUAUGCCACCACGUCUUUGAAUGAAAAAGAAAAUGAUGCAUGCCUAUUGACACCUGUGCGUCUUGUGCUCUACUGGGCAGAAAGAGCUGUUUCUACGCUGGAGACCUUUUUCAUAUGUCAAGCCGAACGCUCUGUUGUGGACCAUUUUUCUGUCUUGGAGAGUCGAACGUUGCACGACAUUGAGUGUGGUGUGGCAGAAUUGCGACGGGAGUGGGAAUGGUUUUACCUACAGCUUUGUCAAACUUACGCCAUCCCUGACAGCUAUCCAGUAGUGAUAUUCUUCUCACAAUCAAUCACGCUUGCCGUCGCAGACGCCAUGAUGGAUGAGUUUGGAUUUCUUCUUGUAUUGGCCAUACAAUGUGUGCCGGAGGCUUGCGGAUGGCAGCGUGACUUGGUGACCUCAUGGGGUUUACAAGAGAACCCCGCAUGGCUUCCACCCUCUUUCUCCAUGGUGGCUUCACUUCUUACUGGCUGGAUGCAUCUUGGCAUAACACGAAAGUACAGGUGCGCUAUAACUGCUUUCCAGCGCCUUAUCCAUGAUAUCGAAGUGCUGCAGCGGGACGAAGGUAACCUGUUGCACACAACAAGUCCUCGCAUGCGUUCCAUAACACAAGAGGCCGCCUUUAGAUGGUGGUGGAGUGGUGAUGAGAGCGGUGAUAAGGCAAAAAAGAUGAGUAUGGAGCGAAAAGGCAGAGUUUUGCAGGUUUUUGCGUUGCUUGCACACGCCGGUCUAUGCUGGAGCCAAUUUCUUUCUGCCCAAAACGCCAGAUCAGUGAAACCUUUCAAUUUGCCGAGUGCCGACACAUAUGGAGGGAUGUUUCUUCAUUCCCUUAUGGAAGGACGUCGCCGCUACGAAUUACUGGAACGAAACCUUCAUGUUGACAGCAUUAUGGACCGUCCUUUUGCUUCCAUGAAGCGUGUUGCUGUUUCGCCGUCGCAUGCGGAAGGGAAACCGUACCAGACUGAAGAGAAGGAAAGCCAAAAACGAUCAGCUGUACGCAAAACUGUUCCUUUAAAAGGUGCCGCGCUUCGACACGGCCUUACUUUUAAUUGGGAUGAGGUGCGUGAGGGAGAGAGCAGGGAAGAGGCAGCAAAUCUUUUUACUGCAAGUGUAUUUGUCUCCUGGUGGAUAAUUGAAAGAACUAAAACGCUUCAGAGAUCACUAGACCCUGGGAAUGGGGCCGAUAUUAAGGAAGAGCACGACAAGGAUGCUUUGCAUGGCCGGUCGCCGUGGGUCUGGGAGAAUGCUCAUCCCCGUGUGAAGAGUCAGUGGCUCACUUGGUGGAGUAUUACAGGCAAAAAAGAGAAAAAGACCGAGGAACUGCAUGUGAGGCAGAUUCAGCUUCUGAUGGAGGCACUGCGGCUCCAUAACGCCAAUGCUCUUGCGUUGUGCCUAACUGGGCGGCACCACUUGUGGCGUAGAAACCUGACUGAGGCUGCCGAAGCGUACCUUUGUGCCUUGGAGUCUACACGGCGUGUUGACAAUCCAUUGUACCGUUUUGCUGCCGUUGGUCUUGGUUGGGUGCACCUGUAUCAAUACCAUUGUGGUAUGCUUGAAGGAAGUGGUGUGGACUUUCUUGCUCUUCAGGGAGCCCCAUCUGGGCUAAGGGACUGCCAUUGGUUGGGGCAAUGGAAAAGGAGAACAAUGCAAGAACCACAGGAAUGCAGUUCUACUGUUACUGCUGCUGACAGAGAUGAUACCGUUAAAAAGGAAACUGGUGUUGCACCUCAUUUGGGAAGGGCAUCUGCUCUCUUUGAGGCGGUGCUUUCCUUUGAUCCCCGUGACAAGGGGGCGUUGUGCGGCAUGGGCCGCGUGAAGAUGUUAGGGGUGGAAGCGGCAUGCACGGUGGACUUUGCAGAUGCCCGCCGCUACUUUGCAACUGUGCUUGGAGGAACGGAAAUACUGCCAGGAAACGGGUGGGACCAAAAGGGUAAUUGGGACAACGGGAUUCUCGCCUUUGAAAACGGGCAAUGGGAGUCUCGUGCCGCAUACUGGAUGGGUGAGAUCCACAGAUGCAGCUUGGAUGCAGAGACCGAGUCAAAUGAAACAAAAGCGAUUUAUAAGAAGGAUGUGAAGGCGUGGUGGGAGUACGCAGUGAAGCGGUGCCCUCAGAACGAUUGGGCACUCACUUCGCUGGGUCUUCUUUACAUGGAGCAUCAGCAUCCUCGUCAUCACAACGAUGUUGACAUGAGUAGGCAGUAUGGGCCUGGUGUGGACAUUCUGCAGCGUUCAUUGGCUAUUAAUGCACAGAACACAUGGACUUUAUGGGGUCUAGCGCAUCUCGCGCCUGAUGUGAAGCAGCGACAAAUGUGCCACACUUUGCUUAAGAAACUACUAAGGUGGUGA
This is a messenger RNA of Trypanosoma cruzi, 3825 nucleotides long. RefSeq lists its product as uncharacterized. The transcript has a single exon. Gene Ontology annotation, molecular function: protein binding. Lineage: Eukaryota; Euglenozoa; Kinetoplastea; Trypanosomatida; Trypanosomatidae. The record is from RefSeq and is a predicted model, not a curated record. Bases 1 to 3825 code for a protein of 1274 amino acids.